AUGGCAUCUUUGUGCUUUUGCACGCGAAGCGAAUGGUACGAAUGGUACAAGGACAGUGAGCGAGCUCUUACCGCAGACUCCGACUCCAAUGCGGCGGCGGUGGCGCCUUAUUCAGGUUCGGGGCCCCAGAAUACCAUUCGUACUUCGGCUGACAUGUCCCCGCCUCAGCUACUCCCCUUGUCUCCUUGGCUCUAA
Trichoderma citrinoviride is the source of this 195-nucleotide messenger RNA. RefSeq lists its product as hypothetical. The record is from RefSeq and is a predicted model, not a curated record. The transcript has 3 exons. The coding region runs from base 1 to 195 and encodes 64 amino acids. Lineage: Eukaryota; Fungi; Ascomycota; Sordariomycetes; Hypocreales; Hypocreaceae.